This is a messenger RNA of Ilex paraguariensis (yerba mate), 993 nucleotides long. Lineage: Eukaryota; Viridiplantae; Streptophyta; Magnoliopsida; Aquifoliales; Aquifoliaceae. The record is from the annotation of a GenBank genome assembly.
AUGGGGUUUUCUCUGGCUGGUCCGUUGGGUGUUCAUGUAUCUCUCAAAAUUCCUCUUCACAGGACUGUAAAGUUUCCAACUUUCAGUGAGAAAAGAGUAAAUUUCAAGUUAACAAAGGCUGAGCCUCAACCAGGAAGUCUGCCAAGCAUGAAUUUAUGGAUUGAGGGACAAUGGGAGGCUUCUUCUGCUGGUAUGACUGCAAAGGUCAAGCAAGAAAUAGAACAAUGCUAUGAACUCAUACACAGGAUUGGGAGGGGUGUUGUGUACUUGGGUUCUUCAAGGAUGGGGCCUAACCAUCCACAUUACACACAAGCACUGGAGUUAGGCAGAGAGGUUGCAACCCUUUUGGACUGUGCCUCAUGGUCAGGGGCUGGGCCUGGUCUCAUGGAUGCUGCCACUAAAGGGGCUUUGCAAGCAGGGAAGCCAGUCGGGGGACUUAAGAUAGGUAAAGAAGCUGGAGAGUGGGUGGCCACAGCGUUCCAUCCAUAUCUACCUUCAGAGACUUAUCUUACUUGCCGGUUCUUUUCUGCAAGGAAGCACGGAUUGGUGGAUGCUGCUGUUAGGAGCAGUAGUUCUGAUAGGACAGCUGUAAUUGCUCUCCCUGGUGGGAUUGGCACUCUAGAUGAGGUUUUCGAGAUUCUGGCAUUGAUUCAACUGGAAAGGAUUGGAUCUUUACUACCAGUUCCCUUUCUUUUGAUGAACUAUGAUUCUUUCUAUUCCAAGCUGCUAGACUUUCUUGAUGACUGUAAGGACUGGGGUACUCUCUCAGACGGAGAGGUUGCAUCAUUGUGGAAAGUCUGUGAUAGUAACUCAGAAGCUCUGGCGUAUUUGGCAGAUUUUUAUGAUCUUUCUCAUGGUGACCAAGGGUGCUUUAAUGUGCCCCUUUUCAAUCCAAAAACCACUUUAAGAUGGGAGAGAUUUGAGACCCCUCUAGAAGUUGAGUGUAGCCAAAAUUUAGACCUGCCUCCACCUGCACUCAUUUCAUUCUUCUAA